This is a messenger RNA of Pelagomonas calceolata, 1355 nucleotides long. Lineage: Eukaryota; Pelagophyceae; Pelagomonadales; Pelagomonadaceae. The record is from the annotation of a GenBank genome assembly.
CGGCGUCGAUGCAGGCCCCACCGCAAGCUGAGUGCGGCAUUGAAGCCUGCCGUCUGACCUCCCGGACUCUGGCACCAGUGCUGUGCGACCGGUGCCGUCCAACUCGACGGCUGUGCGCGCUGUGCAGUGCACUCACCAAGCUCUGCCGCUGCAGCCGUGCCACAGCCCGCAUAGCUGCAAUUCCGCGGCUCGCACCGCUGCAAGUGCACGCAUGGCGAGCGCCACGGCUUUUUUUCCGCGCAUCGUCGCUCUAGGCCGCGGCGCAGCAAAAACGCAGCUCCGAAGCGUGCUGCAGCAGUGCAACGUCUCAAAACCCUUCGUGGUCACGGACAAGAACCUCGAAGCAUUGACCAGAAGCGUCCUAGACAGUAAUGAGUUAAGUGGAGAGGUCUACGCCGACGAGGUUGACGAGCCGACGUCGGAUCGCGUCGACGCGAUGGCCGCGGCCCUGUCGAGCUCCGGCGCGGACGGCGUUUUAGCCAUAGGGGGCGGCAGUCCCUUAGACGCGGCGAAGCUGGCCGUCGUGCUUUCCGAAAACGGCGGAAAAUGCCGCGACUACAAGGCUCCCGUCCUGACGGAUACGCCACCAACGCUACCGAUGGUCGCCGUGCCGACGACGGCGGGCACGGGCGCGGAGGUGACGCGCUACGCCGUCGUCACGGACUCCGAGAGUGGCGAGAAGAUGCUGUGCGCCGGGGCGGCGUUCGUCCCAGCAGCUUGUAUUGUCGACGGGGCCCUCGCGGACGGUUCUCCCAAAGCACUGACGGCGGACGUUGGUGUGGAUGCGCUCUGCCACGCCAUGGAGGCCUUUGUAUCUAAAAAGAGCUCACCGCUCGCGGACGGCUUCGCGCUCGACGCUUUACAAGGCAUCGGCCGCCACCUGCGGAGCGCGGUCGACGACGAGGCAGAAGGAAGGGACGGCAUGGCGCGCGCGGCGUUUCUGGCCGGUGUGUCCUUCUCCGUGUCGUCCGUGACGCUGAUUCAUGGCAUGUCGCGGCCGCUCGGCGCGCGUUUUCAUUUAGCGCACGGCCGGUCGAACGCCGUGCUCAUGCCCGCGGUCACGGCCUAUUCCCUGGAGGGUGCUCGCGAGCGGUACGCGCAAUGUAGUGAGGCGCUCGGGCUCGACGGCGACCUGCCGACCGCGCUUCAUGAUCUCGCAUCCUCCCUGGGCGUGCCGUCGCUCCGCGACGCUUUGCUAGAACGCGGCGUCGACGAGCGUAUGUUUAGGGACGCCGUGCCCGGCAUGGCGCGGGACGCGCUCGCGUCGGGGUCGCCGGCGAACAACCCGCUCGUGCCGUCCGAGGCCGACGUCGCGCGGCUCUACCACGCGUGCUACGAUAACGAUUAAGUGUGAG